GUAAAUUUAACAUGGGCCAAAAAACAGAUUCAGGAGAUAUCCUCACGAAAGGGUUCACAUUCAAGAAGAUUCAAACUUCUAAAAUCUACCUCCCCAUUAAUCCCAACAACCUGGUCAACCCAACCACAAUUGAUUCGCGGCCACUUGCGAGUUCAACAACGACAGCUCCAACCAUGUGGCUUAACCACCAAAAAUCUAAUUCUCCGACACCGAGAACAAGCGUCGCGCCCGCUGAUGAACUUUCCCAGAAGCAGCCAGUACGAAUCUCGGUCCCGAAAAUUACCCCUGCAUUGGACUUUUGAUGGACGUUGUGCAUCGGAUCAAGACUUCCUGGUGCUAAAGAGACACGCGGCCACUUUCUCUUCGCAGAUUAUUGCAGAAAAUACAGUCCUGAGUUUGAGUCGAGUUGUAAGUGGUGAGCGAUAAAGAUAUUAUCUUUAUUUAAUUGGGGGCCAGACGUGAGAUCAGGAACAGAUGCUGCACAAGUCUUGAGUGUCCUUUCCAUGCCAAUUCAAUCAUCAUCAUCAAAAGCCAGCCAGCCAGUCUCCUGCUGGGAGAUUGAAUUGAAUGUCAGCACUAGGCAAAGCUGACAAUGAAUACUGAACACGGCAUCAUUAAAGUUCACACUUUCAUCCGAACUCUUACGCUACGUAGUCUCAUCCCGAAGUCUGUGUUCUCUAAAUUUACCUACCUACUUAUUACCAACCAGAUCUUGAGCCUCCCCUCUAGACCUCAAUCUCCAGUAAAUUACAAGCAAUCCUCAGAGGGUAACAAUUUCAUAUGAUCGUGUGCUUGCCUGCUGUAUGUGUCAAUACAUUUUCGGCACAUCGAGCGGAUUAAUCCAAGAAAUGAGAAUGACGGUCCCGAUGCUGGUGCCCAGCCGGAACGUCGGAGGACAUGCUUGCCAUGUUGGAAGGGUGUGGGGAUACGAGAUAUAAUGCGAGUGCGAGAUAUAAGGCAGGACAGGGCAGGAUGGAAAGUGGAGUUGAGUUGAGGCUCAAGCUGAUGGAUUGACAGUCGAAUUUCUUGACAUCGUGGAAACUGAAGUAGCGGCUGAGGGCGUCAAUCCCGAAAUUUGCUUGGCAGAAGUCGUACGCUGUACUGUACAUCCACACAUAAUACCUGCCAGGAAGCAAGCAAGGCAGCCACGCAGUCUUAGUCUCAGUAUAACUCAUAAUUUAAUGUCCAAAUGACCGCAGUCAGUCCUCUCCUCCCCAGAUCCGAAAACUAUCCAACCAUCCAUCACUUUCACAGCCGCCAUCCCCCCCCCCAAAAGAUCGCAUCCAUCCGCGUGUACCAAGCUUUCCAGCCACAGGAGAUCAAACGCUCAAUCUCAAACAGCGCAUGGAUACUCCCCUAACUAUCCUGAAAGAUGCGCAGUUUAUGCGUGUGAUAUAUACCUCCGUAUGUUACUCGAGUAAGUUCAAGUUGGAAAAGGAUGACGAGGUUGUGGGGUUUAUGAGUGAGGCUGACGGGAUGGCUGCUGAGUUGCUGAAGUGGAUAUCGCAGGAAAGUACAGGACCUUGUUGGUGCCUCAACUCUCAGGCUUGAAGUUUUUUGAGAUGAGUGAGCCGAGACCGAGGCAGCGGCAUUGCGGAAGCGAGGACCGGACUUGAGGCUCCUCGCCGGCAUCUAAAGUAUCAAUCAACCAUACACAGUCAUUCCAAAACAUUGCAUCUUAUUGAUGUCGAAGAUGUCAAGAUUCUGAAUUGGACUUGUGAAGGGUAUAGGAUUGGAAGGAACCGACAUAUCAGAGCAAAGGAUCUGGCAUAAUGGCGGAAGAUGCGGAGGCAUCACGUGCGAAGGCUAUGAAGGCUGUGGAGGCUAUCUUUGAGCGGUACGUUGGCUGUUUACUGCGUUAUAUUUUCAUUUUUCACUUGUGCAAUAGUCUUUUUAACUUGUACUAACAAGAUCUGAUAUCUUUGAAUACCUUCUUCGACUUUCCAUUCAUCCAAACCCUGUCAUGACUUCACUCCCUUUCCUCGCUUCCAGACCACCCUAUCUCGCUUCUAUCCCCUUUGUCAAUUCAACAUCUCAAAAUAGAUCCAUUUUCUAGCGUCAAUAUGCAUCAUCACAUCAAAAAUGACAGAGUCAACCAGCUAAUGCAAUUCUAGAUACCUCCUCAUAGCCAAAGCCACCGAUUUCACCGGCUUCGAUAGACACAUCAUGGAGAACGUCAAGCUGAUAGACGCUUCCGCCGAGGGAACCGUGACGUUCGAAUUUCAUAUCGAUGAGAGGUAUUCGAAUGUCAAUGGUGUCAUGCAUGGUGGAGCAGCAGGCGUGAUCUUUGAUAUGUGCACGACGACCGCUUUAGGUCCACUUGCUAAACCUGGGUUCUGGGAUUUCCUCGGUGGUGUAACAAGAACCUUGAACAUCAGCUACUUACGAGCUAUUCCAGUCGACACCACAAUCCGCAUCCACAGCCGCGUCCUCCAAGUCGGCAAAACCAUGGCCAUGAUCCGCAGCACCAUGACCACGCAAGACGGCAAAACAGUCCUCUGUACAUGCGAGCACCAUAAAGUGGGCUUGCCUAGUCGGCCGGAUCAUCUGAAGCAUCGGAUUCCGUGGGAUGAGCUUUGGGAGAAGGAUGGGGAGGGGGAGGGGAAGGGGAAGGGGGCGAAAUUAUGA
Molecule: messenger RNA, 2628 nt
Organism: Cadophora gregata
Lineage: Eukaryota; Fungi; Ascomycota; Leotiomycetes; Helotiales; Ploettnerulaceae
Exons: 5
Coding region: 2167-2628 (153 amino acids)
Molecular function (GO): fatty acyl-CoA hydrolase activity
Source: RefSeq, a predicted model, not a curated record